AUGGCGGCGGCGGCUUCACCUCGCCGGGCCUUUCCUCCCUCCCUCUCCCCCCGGGCAGGGGCCGGACGGGCCGUGCCGCCAUAUUGGCUGUUGUCCUGGCUGCGGCGGCGGCGGGCCGCGUUCGCCAUGACUCGCAGGCGGAACAAGGCGGCGGCAGCAGCAGCAACAACGACGGCGGCGGCGGGUGGCGCCUCCGGGCCUCGCCGUGAGAGGGUGGGGGGUUCCGACGCUGGUCCUCCUCCUCCCCCUCCUCCGCCGCCGCCACCGGAACCGCCCGCCCCGUCUGAGGUGGUGGCGGCGGGCAGCAGCGGGGAGCCGGGCAGAGCCACCGCUCAGGUGCUGCCCACCGCCAACCAGUCAGUGCAGACGUGCUGCCUGCUCUGUCACCGGGAGCGCAAGGACUGGGGAGGGCCGUCCCACAAUGGGCUGGUUUCCCCGGGCGAGAGGCUGCCACCGGACUUCGUGCCAACGCUUGUGCAGAACCUCCUGGGAGAGAUGCCACUGUGGAUCUGCCAGAGUUGCCGGAAGAGCGUGGAGGAGGAAGAGCGGCGGGCAGUGCAGGAGCAGGCCCUGGCGGUCUCGUUAUCCCACACAUCCUGCAAGUCGCAGUCUUGUGGGGGUGGCUCCCACUCCUCUUCCUCCUCCUCCUCCUCUUCUUCCUCCUUGUGCCACGGAAACUCAGGGGACUGGGACCCCAGCUCUUUCUUGUCUGCUCACAAGCUCUCGGGCCUCUGGAACUCGCAGCACACCAACGGGGCCGUGCAGGGUAGCCCCCUCGGGGCCCCCCCUGCUGCACUAGGUGACAAGCACCCUGGCCUCUCUCUCUCUCCGGAGUGCACCAGCCAGGCGUCUGCCAUGGCGCCAGGGCUCAAGGCCUGUCCCUACAGCCACGCGGCCUCUCCCACCUCCAGCAGCACCGCCCCGGGCUCGCUUCUGCCUACCUCACUCGACUUCUGCAAGACGCUGCCAAAGCAGUUCAAAAGCAUGUGCCGGAGGGCCACCCCGCCAGGUGAGGCCUUCCACUCCUCAGAGCAUCAUCAGCACUCCGACCUCACUGCUCCUCCCAACAGUCCCACCGGCCUCCCCUCCCAGCCACCAGCGCUGAUCCCUUCCAAGCAGACGCCUGCCCAUCCGGGGCCCUUUGGCUCCCCACCCCACGUCCCACUGGGCACCUCCCCACAGGCUACACUCUUCCCUGCACCCAGCACACAGGCAGCAGCCCUGAAGCCGGUGUCUGAGUCACCUCCCGCUGGCACGGUCUCGCACAGCCCAGGGUCGUGUAAGAGCCCUCACCUGCCCCCUGCCAACGUGCCGCUGCUGAAGAUGCCGCCUCCGCUGUCGGGCUGCACUCAUCCCUGCAAUGGGCACUGCAGUACUUCACUCAUCCCUCCUCCCACCUCCCACCAGCUGCCCAGUACGAACAGGGACCCCUCUUGCAAAGGGCACAAAUUCCCAAACGGUACCAGCUGCCACCCGCCACAGCCAUGCGAGGCAGAUGAGGGGCUCGGGGAGGAUGAAGACAGCAGCUCGGAGCGCAGUUCCUGCACCUCCUCCUCCACCAACCAGAAAGACGGGAAGUUCUGCGACUGCUGCUACUGUGAGUUCUUCGGCCACAACGCGCCCCCGGCCGCUCCCACGAGCCGCAACUAUGCUGAGAUCCGGGAGAAGCUGCGUUCACGCCUCACCAAGAGGAAAGAGGAGCUGCCGCAGAAACUAGGGCACAACAGUAGCUCGGGAGAGCCUGCUGUGGACCACCGCAAUGUGGAUGAGCUAUUGGACUACAUCAACAGCACAGAGCCCAAGCCCUUGAACAGUGCCAAGGCAGCCAAGCGGGCACGGCACAAGCAGAAGAAGAAGGAGAAGGAGAAAGCCCAGCUGGAGGCAGAGGCCCAGAAGCGGGCAGAGCGUGCUCCUGCAGCCAGCCAGGCCAGGGAGCUGGCUGAGGAGAAGCUGCUGGAGUGGCCGGAGCUGGAGCUGGAGCGGGUGAACAGCUUCCUCAGCAGCCGGCUGCAGGAGAUCAAGAACACCAUCAAGGACUCUAUCCGGGCCAGCUUCAGUGUCUAUGACCUCAAUCUGGAUGUCAAUGACUUCCCCAAGAAGGCAGCUGUCCUAGAGCAGAAGAACCUGCUCUCCAACCUCAAUGGCUCCUCUGACCUGCAGGAUAUAGACCUGGCCCUGGCCCCACUCAGCCUGGGCCCCGCCAAGAGCCAUGCGCUGCUGCGGAGUGAGCUGAACCCCCGAUGGGGUGAGGGGCCCGGGGAGCCGCCGCUGGCCCCAGCGGGCGAGAACGGCGUGGUGAAGCGCCUCAGCGCUGUGCCCAGCCUCUCCCGCAUGAUCUGGGUGCAGUCCAAGGCUGCGGACUCUGCCGUGGACAGCAGCGGGCUGAGCCUGGAGCCCAAGGAGGGACAGCAGCCCAAGGGGCUGGAGCCGCUGGAGAUGGUGCCCGUGGGGAGCCGGCAGCGGAAGAGCAAGCGGCAGAGCGGGCAGACGAAGAAAGGGGAGGGUGCUGCCAUUGCGCAUGGCGGCCAGGCCCGGCUGGAGAGCCCUGGUGCGAAGGGGCAGGUGCUGGGAGCCAAGCACCCUUCCAAGGCUGGCGCCCUGGAGCCACAGCGGGUGGGCGACUGCACCGAGCCGGGGGAGAACGGCAAGGGGCAGCCCUGGGGCUGCAUCAGCAGCAGGCAGGAGAAGGAGAGAAGCGGCGAGUGGAAAGGCCGGAGGGGAGAGGGGAAAGCGGAGCUGCCGGAGCUGGCACAGCAGCAGCUGCCUGCCCUGGCUGCAGGGGACCGGCAACUGCCUGCCCCUGCUGCCCUGGGGGGCUCCCCCCAGCCCAAGGGCAAGAGCAGGAAGAGCCGAAACAAGGUGGAGAAAUCCAAUACCUCAAUCGAUGACGUGUUCCUGCCCAAGGACCUGGACGGGGCAGAGAUGGACGAGACUGACAGAGAAGUGGAGUAUUUCAAGAGGUUCUGCCUGGACUCGGCCAAGCAGACGCGGCAGAAGGUGGCGGUGAACUGGACCAACUUCACCCUGAAGAAAACCACUUCCAGUGCGGCCCAGUGAGGGGCGGCUGCCGCCCCCCACCCACGGCCGCUCGCCUCUCCUCACUGUGCCCCCCCCGCCCCGCCGGCCCCCGCCUCGCCUCGGUGGGGUCCCCUCCUCCGCGGGGGGGGUCCCCGGUGCUCUCCUGCCCCGCGGGGACCCCCGGGGUCCCCCCCAUCCUCCUCCUGCCCCCCCCCCGCGGGGUGACCCCGGCCGUCCCACCCCCCUCUCCGCGGGCGUCCGACUUCCCGUGCCGCGGGGAAGGACCGUGCUGGACCCAAUAAAGAACUUUUUAAUUUUUUAUUUUA
Molecule: messenger RNA, 3344 nt
Organism: Falco peregrinus (peregrine falcon)
Lineage: Eukaryota; Metazoa; Chordata; Aves; Falconiformes; Falconidae
Gene: FAM193B
Product: family with sequence similarity 193 member B
Cellular component (GO): cytoplasm; nucleus
Source: RefSeq, a predicted model, not a curated record